Polypterus senegalus (gray bichir) is the source of this 2014-nucleotide messenger RNA. RefSeq lists its product as uncharacterized. Lineage: Eukaryota; Metazoa; Chordata; Cladistia; Polypteriformes; Polypteridae. The transcript has 3 exons. The coding region runs from base 962 to 1702 and encodes 246 amino acids. The record is from RefSeq and is a predicted model, not a curated record.
UGAAUCUACUCACAUCUUAGUUCAGAGAAAUAUAACGGUAUAAUAUAUUACUUUGUAUCUUUGAAAACUAUGACUAAUUAGAUAAUUUUGUUUCAGUAGGCUACUGUGCUUUGGGAAUUAUGUGGCAGAGAAAAUGAUAGAAAUUAAUGAGUUCCCUUUUGCUGAAAUUUCUUAUUUCUAUGUGUAUGUGAAAGUACAAUUAGUAUAAUGGAAUGUAUGAAAUAAAACUGUUGAGAAAUGUUUAGCAGUCUGAAUUUAGGCCACAUCUCUGUUAACAGUGUGGCAGAACAGUUUAGCAGUGGUACCAUGGGAUGCAGAAUAACAAUACGUUGAGUUAAUAGAGAUAACCUGCAAGGCUGACAAUAUAGAAUGAAUCAUUUAUGUACAAUCCUCUAUUCACUUUACACCUCUUUUGCAAUUUUUUUUUAUUUUCUUGGUCGUAAUUACUGAUGGCAUGCUGUAGGAUGGAAAUUACAGAAAGUAAGCAUCAAAUCCCAAUGUGGACAUUUUUGGAGUACAGUUCAAUGAAGGAUUUGCUGUUUGACAGUAAAAGAAAAUGGCACACCUUGGAAGCUUAGUUCAACUAUAUUUCCAUUUAGGCCUGCAACAAAAGGAAAUUUUGGCAGUCCUUGGAGGUCAUCAUGGCAUAAUUUUAAGUCUCCGAACACUCCAAAAAUAUUUGCAGACUAAUGAUUUGUACAGAAGGAAGCAUUAUUCAGAUUACAUUGACGUAGCAUGUUACAUCCUAGAGGAAAUUGAGUCUUCUGGACAGCUUCUUGGGUACAGGCUAAUGCAUUUAAAAUGUAUUCAGCAAGGGUUUGUAGUUAAACGUGAAACAGACUACUGUUAGAAAUAUUUGACCCAGUUGGUGUAAAGUAUCGAACAAUCAGACGACUCAGGCGGCAAAGGUACUAAUGUCUAGGGCCUAAUUUUAUGUGGCACCUUGACUCAUGAUAAACUUAUGCCUUAUGGCCUAUGCAUGAAUGGGUGUGUGGAUGGCUUCUCUCGUUAUGUUAUCUGGCUUGAGGUAAACUCCACCAACAGUAAUCCAAGUGUCAUUGCUGGAUAUUUUGUUGAAGCUGUAAAAACACAACUUGGAUGUCCAAAAAGAGCAGAUCGAGGUACAGAAAACAUUUAUGUGAAGCAAAUGCAAGAGUUUCUUAGAAGAAAUGGUACUGAUCAAUUUGCAGACAAUCAAAGUUUCCUGUAUGGUUCAAGUAACCAUAACCAAAGAAUAGAAAGCUUUUGGGGUUUUGUAAGAAAGGAGUGUAUCCAAUUCUGGAUUAAUCUUUUCCAGAAACUGAAAGAAGAAGACCAAUGCACAGGUGAUUUUCUAGACAAGUCACUUCUUCAGUUUUGCUUCAUGAAACUGCUACAGGAGGAACUAAAUUGUGUGUCUCACUUAUGGAACAUGCAUCGCAUUAGACCUCAGCGAAACAGCAAUUCCCCCCAUGGUAAACCUUUUAUCAUGUAUACUGUUCCACAUCUCUAUGGUGCUGAAGACAAUUUCUGUCCUUGCAGUGUACAGGAUAUUGAGGUUUGUGAAGAGGAAUGUCAGACAAGACAAUACCCAUGUGAUCAGACAGUAUUUGAACUGUGCUGCCUACUGAUGACUGAACUUCAAUUAGAUCCUCCUGAUAAAGCAGAAGAAGCCACAUAUCUUUAUAUUUCAUUAAGAGAACAAAUACGUAGUUCACUCUAAGUCUGAAUUGUAAAUCCAAGGCCUAAGAUCUAGGAAAAAGUAGCAGUGAUCUCUGCAUGAUUAGUGGAAACAUGUAUAAAAUAUUUUUAGUAUAAAUGAUUAAAAUCUUUAUUGGACUUUUGCCAUUGCAUAAACACUUUUAUUUUCUUUAUUUCAGAUAGCAAGCAAUUCUGAUACAAAGUCUAUUGCCUUCUUAUAUCUUAUAUCAAGUGUGCCUGCAUUCAGCAAGAAGCAUUGGUUUUAGUAGGCUUAUUACAAAUAUUAAAACCUUUGUAUGUGUAUAGUGCAUAUGUAAAUAGCAAUGUGAAAAUA